Molecule: messenger RNA, 2767 nt
Organism: Xyrichtys novacula (pearly razorfish)
Lineage: Eukaryota; Metazoa; Chordata; Actinopteri; Labriformes; Labridae
Source: the annotation of a GenBank genome assembly
CCUCUAAAGUCUCGUUUUCUCAGAAUAGAAACCACACACACAGACACACACACAGACACAGACACACACACACAGACACACACACAGGGUCUGUCUCGGGUGGAGUUAGGAUGGAGCUGAACCGUCUGCUCGAGUUUCUCUGUAAGGAAACGUUCAGAAUUUUCGUCUUUCAGAGUUUUUUUGUUUUUAUGUUUUAAAAAAAUCUCUCAGGGUUUUUGUCCCUCUGUGGACAAGCCGGUCCUUCGUAGACCAUGUCCUCUGUAGACCGUGUCCUCUGUUCAGGUCCUCAGACUCUGAUGUCCAAAUGUCUCACAGUAACGUUUGUCCGUUUGGUUCCUCUUCAGUUCUCGUCUCUCGGCUCUGCUGCUCCACAAACCAAGGUGAGUCCAGGUCUCCGUUUUUAUCGUCAAACUCCGAUUGGUUAAACUCGACCGCAGAGACCGUCCUUUAAAAUGUCCCUGCUCUGGUUCCUGGUCUGGUUCCUGGGCUGGUUCCUGGUCUGGUUCCUGCUCCCUGCUCUGGUUCCUGCUCUGGUUCCUGUUCUGGUUCCUGCUCUGGUUCCUGCUCCCUGCUCUGGUUCCUGCUCUGGUUCCUGCUCUGGUUCCUGCUCUGGUUCCUGCUCUGGUUCCUGGUCUGGUUCCUGGGCUGGUUCCUGGUCUGGUUCCUGCUCUGGUUCCUGGGCUGGUUCCUGGUCUGGUUCCUGGUCUGGUUCCUGGUCUGGUUCCUGCUCUGGUUCCUGGGCUGGUUCCUGCUCUGGUUCCUGGGCUGGUUCCUGGGCUGGUUCCUGCUCUGGUUCCUGGUCUGGUUCCUGGGCUGGUUCCUGCUCUGGUUCCUGGUCUGGUUCCUGGUCUGGUUCCUGCUCUGGUUCCUGGGCUGGUUCCUGCUCUGGUUCCUGGGCUGGUUCCUGGGCUGGUUCCUGCUCUGGUUCCUGGUCUGGUUCCUACUCUGGUUCCUGGUCUGGUUCCUGGGCUGGUUCCUGCUCUGGUUCCUGGUCUGGUUCCUGGUCUGGUUCCUGCUCUGGUUCCUGUUCUGGUUCCUGCUCUGGUUCCUGGUCCGGUUCCCCUUCUGUCCUUUAUUUCAUCCUCUCUUUGUCCGUCGAGGUUUUGUCUUUGGCGACUCGUCUUCCUGCCGCCGUGUCAGAUCUGAGCGCGCUCAGACUCUCAGGUGGACUGAUGACCUUUAACCCCUGGUGUUUGUCCUCAGCCUCCCUGACGGUGACCCCCCACAGCUCUCAGGUCUUCUCCAGGAGGUCUGUGUCUCUGAGGUGUGAGGACGAGGACGGACGUGAAGGAUGGACACUCAGGAGGAACACCGACAAAGAUACGGGGACGCAGUGUGGAGUCCACUGGGGACGGUCUUCUGGGUCCUGGUGUACCAUCAGUCUGACCGUGUCCUGGGACAGUGGACUGUACUGGUGUGAGUCCAGAGACGGGGACACCAGUAACACCGUCAACCUGACUGUGACCGGUGAGAGACGCUGAGACGUUUGUUUCUUCUCUAACAUCUGAUCAUGGAGCUCUAAGGAAGCUGACCCCCCUGGUGGACAAACAGGGGAACUACAGUUUUUAGGACUUGAUGAGGAAGUUCUCCUCUCUGUCCCCUGAGGUUGUCGUAAAGAUCCGAUCUUUUUUUUGUCCAGAUAAACCCGUGGUCCUCCAGAGUCCGGUUCUUCCUCUGACGGUUGGAGAAGAUCUCACUCUGAGCUGUAGAACCAGGACCCCCAACAAAGACCCCGCUCUGUUUUAUAAAGACCACCACCUCAUUGGGACUGGACCUGCAGGUCACAUGACCAUCCCCACAGUCUCCUUGUCUGCUGAAGGUCGGUACCACUGUAAGGUCGAAGGUCAUGGAGAGUCUCCGUCCAGCUGGAUCUCCGUCAAAGGUCAGAGGGUCACCUUUUCUCCUGGACUUAGUCCAACAGGAACCAUCUGACCGUCUGUCUCUCUACAGGUAGACCUCCGACCUCGGCAGCCCCGCCCACCGAUACAGCCCCGCCCACCGAUACAGCCCCGCCUCCAAACAAAGCCACGCCCACAGAUCCAGACCAACAUCAGACCACAGUCCUGUUCUCCGUCUGGUCUUGCCUAGACCUGGUCCUCAGAGUCCUGCUCCGCCUGGUGGUCUUCAUUCCGUUCUUCAUCUGCACCGUCUACAUCAUGUCCUUAUAUGGACUCACUCACACGGUAACAUUCACUCACUCAUCCGUCCGUCACUCUGUUUGUCGUAUUUUGACGACUGUUUCGAUGUCGUGGUUAAUCUUUUGAACUGUCACCACAGGAAGUGCCCGCCCUGUUUCCAUGGCGAUGCUGCCGCCCACACACACAGACCCCCGGUCAGACUCUGAGGGUUAUGUCUGAACUGAUGAAGGAGUGAACAUGAACACACCGGCGGCGGCGGCGGCGAGCUUUGAUCAUGUGACCCGUGUGAACUCAGAGGUCUGCUCUCUGAGGGUCUCUGAGGGUCUCUGAGGGUCUCUGAGGGUCUCUGAGGGUCUCUGUUGGACCUCCAUCAUGACUUCACUAAGGUCGGGGUUUUUCUUCUGCUGGAUCUCAGACCAGUUUUUGGACGCUCUGUGCUCCUCAGAGUCCGAUCAUUCAGAACUCCAGGAGAUCCUGGACCUGCUCAGUCUCUGCUGGACUGUAGGACCUCAGAGCAGCAGGGACGGACUCUCUGAGGUGGACUGACCUGAGUCCACCUCAGACCUGAUCCUCUGUUUGAUUUCUAACCUUCUCUGUUGAUACUGAAAUAAAUCCUCCUUUAAAGCUCC